Messenger RNA from Pogonomyrmex barbatus (red harvester ant), 2076 nucleotides. It is a transcript of the gene Dbp80, whose product is annotated as putative ATP-dependent RNA helicase Dbp80. NCBI's taxonomy places the organism in Eukaryota, Metazoa, Arthropoda, Insecta, Hymenoptera, Formicidae. Gene Ontology annotation, molecular function: nucleic acid binding; ATP binding; RNA helicase activity. The record is from RefSeq and is a predicted model, not a curated record.
UUUAAGCACGCUAGCUUCCAUUUUUCAAUCUCAGUCAGUUCAUUCUUCGCGUCGCGUGCGAUUUUUCGCGUUACCGAUAACCUCGGUCAACCUCGGUUUUCACCUCGGAAUAACGUGAAUAUUCGUGAAUUUUCUCGAAUAUUCCCAAUCGAUAGCAGCGUACACCUGUUUAUAACACGUAUGAGUAAGUUUGUAGAACGGUACAACGGACGGCAGAUAUAUAUUUGAAAUUUCCAAGUUUAGUCCGAAAACCGAUCUGAGACACUGUUCCCUCGUCACGAGCACCGACCGGGAAGUCAACGGAUAUGGCUUCAACUAAAGUCGAUUGGGGACAAUACACCGAUGAACAAGACAAAUUGGUAUCAAAGGUGACAGAUUUGAACUUGGAUAAACCAAAGCAGACAUCCAUACCUGCUUCGUCCAUUAAAGAUGGAGAUCCGAAGAGUGAUGAUGAUACAUCUGAGGAGCAAAUCUCACCAGCGGAGAAAUCACUCUUACAAAAAAUUAUAAGGAAAGGAUUAGUGGAAACGACGAAAGAUAUAGAGGUUCAAAGAAAGGACCCAAAUUCUCCAUUAUUUAGCGUCAAAACUUUUGACGCACUUCAUCUCAAACCUGCCUUAUUAAAAGGAGUUUAUGCUAUGGGAUUUAACGCACCAUCAAGAAUUCAAGAAACUGCUUUACCUACUCUACUUGCCGAUCCACCACAGAAUAUGAUUGCACAGUCUCAAUCUGGUACGGGUAAAACAGCUGCAUUCGUUCUCGCCAUGUUGAGUCGAGUAGAUGUAACAAAGGAAUAUCCACAAGUACUUUGUUUAUCACCAACUUAUGAACUAGCAAUUCAAACCGGUGAAGUAGCAGCAAAGAUGUCGCGCUUCUGUCCCGAGAUAAAAAUAAAGUACGCUGUAAGAGGAGAAGAAAUAAGCCGUGGAUCAAAGAUCACGGAACAUAUUAUUAUAGGAACUCCAGGUAAAGUGUUAGAUUGGGGGCAAAAAUUCAAAUUCUUUGAUUUAAGCAAGAUAUCUGUAUUUGUGUUGGACGAAGCAGACGUUAUGAUUGCUACACAGGGUCAUCAAGAUCAAUGUAUUCGUAUCCACAAAUUACUGCCACGUACAUGUCAGAUGAUGUUCUUCUCUGCGACGUAUGAGCCUGAAGUGAUGAACUUUGCAGAGAUUAUAGUCAGUAAUCCACUAAUAAUACGGUUAUUAAGAGAAGAAGAGAGUUUAGAUAAUAUUAAACAAUAUUAUAUCAAAUGCGAAAAUAUAGACGAAAAAUAUGCAGCUAUCACUAAUAUCUACGGCGUGAUUACUAUCGGACAGGCGAUUAUCUUUUGUCAUACAAAGAAGACAGCUAGUUGGUUGGCAGAAAAAAUGUCGAAAGACGGACACGCGGUAGCAAUAUUAUCUGGUGACUUGACAGUGGAACAGAGGAUUUCUGUAUUGGACAGAUUUAGAGCAGGGCUUGAAAAAGUUCUUAUCACUACGAAUGUUUUAGCUAGAGGCAUUGAUGUGGAACAGGUGACGAUAGUAGUCAAUUUCGAUCUGCCGAUGGACCAAAAGCGACAAGCUGAUUGUGAGACAUACUUGCAUAGAAUCGGAAGAACGGGGCGAUUUGGCAAGUCAGGAAUUGCCAUCAAUUUGAUCGACUCGCCGCAUGCGAUGCAAUUGUGCAAAGAUAUAGAGAGACAUUUUGGCAAGAAAAUCCAUUACCUCGACGCGGAGGAUGCGGAUGAAAUUGAAAAAAUCGGAGCUUAAGAUAUUAUGCUUUUUAUUAAGGAUGUACCUAGGCUUUAAUAUAAUGUUUUUUAAAGGGGACUUCUCUUUGUAUUUUGAAUAUGAAAUAUUUCUUUUCCAACCAUGUGACGAUGUGACUACACUAGGAAACUGCUUUUCUUUUGUCUUGUACUCCUCUCUUUCUCUAUUUGUCUGGCUAUAUUUUAUAUAAUUCAUUGGAUCAAAACAAGGCAAUUAGACAUGAUUGAAAUUGUUUUUAUAUUGUAUGUGCUAAAUAUACAUACAUAUAAAAUAUACUGAUCUAUUUGGCAUCAUUAAAAACUCCAAUUUGCUUACCGAAGAAAAA